Molecule: messenger RNA, 11740 nt
Organism: Coregonus sp. 'balchen'
Lineage: Eukaryota; Metazoa; Chordata; Actinopteri; Salmoniformes; Salmonidae
Source: the annotation of a GenBank genome assembly
AUGAUGACCAUUGCUGAUGUCAUCAAUCAGCUGGUCGAGGCGCAUGAAGAAGGAAAAGACAUCAACCUCAACAAGUAAGAACCUCAACCUAAUGUUAGCUACCUAACCUCAACCUAACCAAAUGUUAGCUACCUAACCCUAACCUCAACCUAACCAAACGUUAGCUACCUAACCCUAAUCAACAGCUCUCCAAGGACUGCAUUUGGUAAUUGGUUACGAUUCGCAUCUACACUAUAUAUAUAUAUAUAUUAUAUUAUAUUUUUGUCAUUUAGCAGAUGAGCGACUGACAGGAGCAUUUAGGGUUAAGUGCCUUGCUCAAGGGCACAUCGGCAGAUUUUUCACCUAGUCGGCUGGGGGAUUAGAACCAGCGACCUUUUGGUUACUGGCACAAUGCUCUUAACCACUAAGCAAAAGUAUGUGGACACACCUUCAAAAUUGUGGAUUCGGCUAUUCCAGCCACACCCGUUGCUGACAGGUGUAUAAAAUCGAGCACACAGCCAUGAAAUCUCCAUAGACAAACACUGGCAGUUGAAUGGCCUUACUGAAGAGCUCAGUGACUUUCAACAUGUCACCUUCAUAGGAUGCCACCUUUCCAAUAAGUUAGUUUGUCAAAUUUCUGCCCUGGUAGAGCUGCCCCAGUCAACUGUAAGUGCUGUUACUGUGAAGUGGAAACGUCUAGGAGCAACAACUGCUCAGCCGCGAAGUGGUAGGCCACACAAGCUCACAGAACGGGACCGCCGAGUGCUGAAGUGCGUAGCGCGUAAAAAUCGUCUGUCCUCGGUUGCAACACUCACUACCGAGUUCCAAACUGCCUCUAGAAGCAACGUCAGCACAAUAACUGUUCGUCGGGAGCUUCAUGAAAUGGGUUUCCAUGGCCGAGCAGCUGCACACAAGCCUAAGAUCACCAUGCGCAAUGCCAAGCGUCGGCUGGAGUGGUGUAAAGCUCGCCUCCAUUGGACUCUGGAGCAGUGGAAACAUGUUCUCUGGAGUGAUGAAUCACGCUUCACCAUCUGGCAGUCCGAUGGACAAAUCUUGUUUUGGUGAAUGCCAGGAGAACGCUACCUGCACCAAUGCAUAGUGCCAACUGUAAAGAUUGGUGGAGGAGGAAUAAUGGUCUGGGCUGUUUUUCAUGGUUCGGGCUAGGCCCCUUAGUUCCAGUGAAGGGAAAUCUUAACGCUACAGCAUACAAUGACAUUCUAGACAAUUCUGUGCUUCCAACUUUGUGGCAACAGUUUGGGAAGACCCUUUCCUGUUUCAACAUGACAAUGCCCCCGUGCACAAAGCGAGGUCCAUACAGAAAUGGUUCGUCAAAAUCGGUGUGGAAGAACUUGACUAGCCUGCACAGAGCCCUGACCUCAACCCCAUCGAACACCUUUGGGAUGAAUUGGAACACCGACUGCGAGCCAGGCCUAAUCGCCCAACAUCAGUGCCCAACCUCACUAAUGCGCCUGUGGCUGACUGGAACCAAGUCCCCGCAGCAAUAUUAUAAUAAUAAUAAUAAUAUGCCAUUUAGCAGAUGCUUUUAUCCAAAGCGACUUACAGUCAUGCCUGCAUACAUUUUUUUUUUUUUUGUGUGUAUGGGUGGUCCCUGGGAUCGAACCCACUACCUUGGAGUUACAAGCGCCGUGCUCUACCAGCUGAGCUACAGAGGACCACAUGUUUCAGCAUUUAGUGGAAAGCCUUCCCAGAAGAGUGGAGGCUGUUAUAGCAGCAAAAGGGGGGGACCAACUCCAUAUUAAUGCCCAUGAUUUUGGAAGGAGAUGUUGGACGAGCAGGUGUCCACAUACUUUUGGCCAGGUAGUGUAUCUAUAAGCUCCCAGUCCACCACCUUGCUAAAGCCCUGGGGGAGAGGUGUCUUGUGACCCACCAAGUAAACAAAGCAUUAUGUCAUGCCAGAAACCUGUCUUAAGCUCAAAUUUGUCCAAUAGAAACUCUUAAUUUUCAUAUCAGAUGAGAAAAAAAAAAUGUUUUGCUACGGUUUGCACUAAUGAAUACAACCCUGAAUGGACUUCCACUAACCUCCCUUUUAAAACUCUUCUUUACACUUCAUUAUCAGGGUGAAGACCAAGUGCUCCGCUAAAUAUGGUCUGUCAGCCCAGCCUAGGCUGGUAGACAUCAUAGCUGCUGUUCCACCCCACUACCGACGUGCCCUAGUGCCUAAACUCAAGGCUAAACCUAUCCGAACUGCCAGCGGGGUACGUACCUGUCUAUCUGUCUGUUUUCAGGGUCCUGCUACUUACAGUGCACAAGCAUUUACAAUUUGAAAUGAAGUUGUAGAGAACACAAGGAAUGUGAUGUUGUUGCUUGUCUCUUUGUCCAGAUCGCAGUAGUGGCAGUGAUGUGUAAACCCCAUCGCUGCCCUCACAUCAACUUCACAGGAAACAUCUGUGUGUGAGUACAUAAAUGAUGUAGCUUCAGUGAGACCAGAAGAACUCUGGCCACAGUGUCCUAUUGAUUAUUAUUAUUAUUAUUAUUUUUAUGUUGAUUUAUAAAACUAAACAGCUAUGUAUUUAUUGAUCAGGAAAAACAACCAGCUAUUUAAUUGUGACUCUGACUACUUCAACAGCUACUGUCCAGGUGGGCCGGACUCAGACUUUGAAUACUCCACACAGUCUUACACUGGCUAUGAGGUAAACCAUUAAAAUAAAAAAACGGUUAUCCCUAAAGCCUACAAGCUCAGUACCAACUCCCUGUACGCCGUUCAGGCAUUGUGUUGAGUCUAAAGGGUGUCUUCUAUAAUUCUUCCCCCUGUCAGCCGACAUCUAUGAGAGCCAUCAGAGCACGUUAUGAUCCCUACCUGCAGACCAGACACCGAGUGGAACAGGUCAGUGACACGUUCCCGCACACACCUCUAGAUAGCCAGCAGUACCGUCUCCCGUCACGGCCCACGCCAGCAGUACCGUCUCCCGUCACGGCCCACGCUACAGAAGUGCUUGCCGCUGUCAUAGAGUAAUAAUGACUUGCGUUUUACGUAGCGCUUUUUCCAAAGUCUCUCCCGUCUGUCCUGUCCAGUUGAAGCAGCUGGGCCACAGCGUGGACAAGGUGGAGUUCAUAGUGAUGGGAGGGACUUUCAUGGCCCUGGCUGAGGAGUACAGAGACCACUUCAUCAGGAACCUCCACGACGCCCUGUCAGGACACACCUCUAACAACGUAGCUGAAGCCGUCAGGUAAUGCUACUAACCCCCCCCCCCCCCCCCCCCACCCCAACCCCGUUAGGACACACCCCUAACCCUGUCAGGACACACCCCUAACCCUGUCAGGACACACCCCUAACCCUGUCAGGACACACCCCUAACCCUGUCAGGACACACCUCCAAUCAUAGAGAUCCUAUUAAAUGACUUACAAGAGGGGGGGAUCUGUGAUGUCAUAAUCCCUCAAAGUUCCAUAAAGGGGGUGAAAAUGGCAGCUAUCUUGGUCAGGGAGAAAUCCAAAACCAGUCUAAUUAGGUGGGACUUGCAAAGCGUCGUAGACAACUUAAAGGGUAUGGCACCUUGGUCUACCAAUCACCCCCCCCCCCCCACACACCACCCACACCUUCAACCAUACAUUCAUACUUUUAUCAUACCAAUCAGUCCAACUGAACCUCGUUUCAUCCCCUCAUCCCCUCCAUCCCCUCAUCCCUCCAUCCAUCCCCCCCAUCCCUCCAUCCCCUCAUCCAUCCCUUCAUCCCUCAUCCCUCAUCCCCUCCAUCCCUCCCUCAUCCCCUCAUCCCUCAUCCCCCAUCCCCUCCCUCCAUCCCCUCAUCCCUCCAUCCAUCCCUCCAUCCCAUCCCCCAUCCCUCCAUCCCCUCCAUCCCUCCAUCCCCCCAUCCAUCCAUCUCUGUAUCCUUUAUCCAUCCAGUCAUAACUUUCUUUUAACAGCUUCAUCAUUUGAUUAAGGAAUUAAGUUUUUUAAAAUUUAUUUUAAACUUCCGCAAUGCCUCCUUGUCUUCUGUACUCUAUUACAUAAACGGUGGUACUCUAGUAGGAGAGUGUAUAAAAGUGUAGUAGGCUAGUGUGUGUGUGUAGUUAUGUGAUCUAACUGCCCCACAAUCCAAAGUAAUAAGAUUGAUUGUGUAGUCUAUCGAAGUAAUCAGACCAAUUAUUUUACUAAAUGUAACUGACUAUAUUUGACUUCUUGGCUCUAGUUAAACAUUUUAAACUACCACAAAAAUACUUAAAGCAAAGAGUUAAAGCAAGUCCCACCUAUUUUUCUUCAUGGAAAAUUACCGUCCAGUUGGAAUGAAUGGCAGGAGAGGCAUACGUGAUGCUUUUCCUGCUUUACUUGGAAAGGAAAGAAAAGUACGGCAUGUGAUGUAUCACAAAUUGUGUAAUAGAAUUACCUAAAAUGUUGUCAUAUAAUUAUAAUACAGUUUAUACAGGUUUUAUACAAAUCUUCUGUAUAAAUAACGUCUAAAAUAUAUGUAAACAGAAAUCUGUGAUUGCUGUUAAAUGAUACAACAUCAGUACUUGUUGCAUUUACAACUUGUCUUAAGUCCUAUCAUCAACUGAUUUGAGUCAGUGUAUGGCUGUGGAUUGACUGCAUUGUUUGAGUGGACUGUUAGCAUAUUGGCUAAUUAAUGGAAUCAUUCCUCUAAAACUGGCUAGCUAGCUAACAUGCAUACAGAGCAAAUCAAUUCUUCACAUUCAUAGUGUAAAACAAUCUUAUCAUGGCACUGGCAAACCAUGGUUGACCAACUCCCUGACAAACAUGGCUGACCUGUGGACCAUCGUAAGAAGGUUCAUGUCCAUUCUAGUAUUCCUAAUUCUAUGCCUCUAACGACGUAGCUGAAGCCAUCGGGUUUUACCACUACCCACUCUAACCCGGUCAGGACGCGCCCCAUAACCGGGUCAGGACGCGCCCCAUAACCGGGUCAGGACGCGCCCCAUAACCCGGCCAGGACGCGCCCCUAACAAGCUAACAGAGGCUGUCAGGUACCAACUAGACCCUACAAUAUAUCUCAUGUUAUAUGGAGGACUCUUUGCUCCCUCUGGUCUCUCUUUGUGAAAUGGUUGCUCUCUGUAGUCCUCCUGUAGCUCAGUUGGUAGUGCAUGGCGCUUGCAACGCCAGGGUUGUGGGUUCGUUUCCCACGGGGGCCAGUAUGAAAAAUGUAUGCACUCACUAAACUGUAGGUCGCUCUGGAUGAGAGGCGUCUGCUAAAUGACUAAAAUGGAGUGUAAUGGUUAGUUUGUUCCACCAGAUGGCACUGAUCUCUAGCUUGAAAUGGAGCACAUGCUGUAGACAAGGGGUUCCCAAACCUUUUCACCCUGGGGUUCCCAAACCUUUUCACCCUGGGGUUCCCAAACCUUUUCAACAACCCUGGUGUUUCCCCAAACCUUUUCACCCUGGGGUUCCCAAACCUUUUCACCCUGGGGUUCCCAAACCUUUUCACCCUGGGGUUCCCAAACCUUUUCACCCUGGGGUUCCCAAACCUUUUCACCCUGGGGUUCCCAAACCUUUUCACCCCUGGGGUUCCCAAACCUUUUCACCCUGGGUUCCCAAAACCUUUUCACCCUGGGGGUUCCCAAACCUUUUCACCCUGGGGUUCCCAAACCUUUUCACCCUGGGGUUCCCAAACCUUUUCACCCUGGGGUUCCCAAACCUUUACACCCUGGGGUUCCCAAACCUUUUCACCCUGGGGUUCCCAAACCUUUUCACCUGGGGUUCCCCAAAACUUUUCACCCUGGGGUUCCACAAACUUUUCACCCUGGGGUUCCCCAAACCUUUUCACCCUGGGGUUCCCAAACCUUUACACCCUUGGGGUUUCCCAACACUUCACCCUGGGGGUUCCCAAACCUUUUCACCCUGGGGUUCCCAAACCUUUUUACCCUGGGGUUCCCAAACCUUUUUACCCUGGGGUUCCCAAACCUUUUCACCCUGGGGUUCCCAAACCUUCCACUCUAUGGGCACCAGCACUGUUCAUGACACACACUGUUCACACUCCUUUGUUGGUGGAGAGAAUGUUGCAGUUUAAAGCUUAUUUCCUGCAAUUCUACACAUUUUUGUCACUGGGGUGCAGAGAAAAUGUUGCAGUUUAAAGCUAAAUUUUCUUGCAAUUCUAUACAUUUUGCAAUGUCUAAUGUCUAUUCAUGUGAUAUUAUAAAUAAAUAAAAAAACGCUAGUUGAUCUGGACAUUUCUGACAAGUUAUAAAGGUUUGCAAUGACUAACAUGACAAGAGGAACUGUCCCGUGUAGCUCAGUUGGUAGAGCAUGGCGUUUGCAACACCAGGGUUUGUGGGUUCGUUUCCCACGGGGAACCAGUAUGAAAAAAAAAAAAAUAAUUAGAAAAAUGUAUGCACUCACUUAACUGUAAGUCACUCUGGAUAAGAGCGUCUCCUAAAUGACUAAAAUGAAAAUGAUGCACGACCCAAUUUAGAAAUGUCACCUUGUGCAUUCUACUAUUACAACUUUCAAGAGUAAGUUUAAAGCUGGACUGAGUUCCUUAAAAAAAAACACCAAAAAAACGGUUUUAUUUAUUUUGUAUUUUGUUGAGCGGGGGAUCUUUGGGAGUUAAAACAUGACUCAUGCUUUGGCCCUUCGAUACGGUAGGAGGGAGACGUUUCGUGUGACUUCAGGGAGAUUAAUAGAAGUUCGAGGGAUGUGAUCGAGGAGUAGGGGAAUGGAGGUCUGGACCCUGAGGGCUUGUUUGUUAGUCAGGGUAUUUAGUCCCUAGUGGCUGAGAAGGCGCGCUCCUGUAUUGCUCAUCCAGCAGUGUUAUCAGCAGGUUCGUUAGGACAGAUUACACUAAUUGUUGUGGCUGUUUAUCAGGCUGAGACGUUCGAGGCCCUUCUCUGCUGUGUCUGCCUGUGUCUGCACCUGUCUCCCUGUCUGCCUGUCUAAGCGCCUCUCUGCCAGUGUAAGCAUGUGUGCUCACUGGCUUGUGUGUAUGAGAAAGCAGUCCUGUUUCCUCCGAGUCCCACUAUGCCUCCGUUCGCUUAAUGAGAAAAGCUUCAGCAUGUAACCUGCAAAUAACCAUUCAGAUAAUAGCAUUUCUAUUGACUAAUAUCAGCCAAUCUGAUGUGUUCUCCGGAGCAAUAACUCCUGUGAUUGUCUUAAGUCAGUCAUCAGAUUGUUAGAAUGGACAUUAUGUUCCCAGUAAUAGGUUGGAGGAGUAUGGGCUGAGAUGGCUGGUCUAGAUUAUGAGGAGGGUCGUUAUCUAACCUGAUGGCUGGUCUAGAUUAUGAGGAGGAUGAUCGUUAUCUAACCUGAUGGCUGGUCUAGAUUAUGAGGAGGAUGAUCGUUAUCUAACCUGAUGGCUGGUCUAGAUUAUGAGGAGGAUGAUCGUUAUCUAACCUGAUGGCUGGUCUAGAUUAUGAGGAGGAUGAUCGUUAUCUAACCUGAUGGCUGGUCUAGAUUAUGAGGAGGAUGAUCGUUAUCUAACCUGAUGGCUGGUCUAGAUUAUGAGGAGGAUCGUUAUCAAACCUGAUGGCUGGUCUAGAUUAUGAGGAGGAUGAUCGUUAUCAAACCUGAUGGCUGGUCUAGAUUAUGAGGAGGAUGAUCGUUAUCAAACCUGAUGACUGGUCUAGAUUAUGAGGAGGAUGAUCGUUAUCAAACCUGAUGGCUGGUCUAGAUUAUGAGGAGGAUGAUCGUUAUCAAACCUGAUGGCUGGUCUAGAUUAUGAGGAGGAUCGUUAUCAAACCUUUCCAAAUGGAGAAAAUGACAGCCAGACUGAAGACGUAGAUGUCUAAUCUCAAUACAUCCUGAAUCUGCUCUCCUUGGCCCUACAGUUUCAAGGGGGCAGAAGAUACACAGAGAAAAUCUAACUUUGUUGUGCCGUUUUAUGAUGUGAUUUUCCUGCCAGUGAAUUGAAGUGGGGUUGACCAGGUACUUGCGCUUGAGAUAGAAGUUGCCCCUAAUGUAAUCACAGAUCUAUAAUCAGAUUACGAUUCUUUUAUUGUCCAAUUGUAAACAAGGUCCAACAGGAAUUUGGGUUCCGCUUUAUCACAACCCCUCUGAAAGACAGACAGGCAUACAGAGGUUGGAGCAGAAGGCUGGAUAGAUGACCUAUCCCCUCAAUCUGACCCAGGGGGCUGGAUAGAUGACCUAUACCCUCAAUCUGACCCAGGGGGCUGGAUAGAUGACCUAUACCCUCAAUCUGACCCAGGGGGCUGGAUAGAUGACCUAUACCCUCAAUCUGACCCAGGGGGCCGGAUAGAUGACCAUACCCUCAAUCUGACCCAGGGGGCUGGAUAGAUGACCUAUACCCUCAAUCUGACCCAGGGGGCUGGAUAGAUGACCUAUACCCUCAAUCUGACCCAGGGGGCUGGAUAGAUGACCUAUACCCUCAAUCUGACCCAGGGGGCUGGAUAGAUGACCUAUACCCUCAAUCUGACCCUAUCAGCCAUAGAAAUAGAAUCUCAUUCUAGUUCUUUGGUAUCAGAGGUCUGUUACUGACAACUAACUCACUCCUCCCUUUCCUGUCUAGGUACUCAGAACGCAGUAACACCAAGUGUGUUGGCAUCACCAUUGAGACGCGUCCUGACUACUGUCUGAAGAGACACCUCAGUGACAUGCUGGGGUACGGCUGUACCCGGCUGGAGAUAGGGGUCCAGAGCGUCUACGAGGACGUAGCACGAGACACCAACAGGUGAGUGUCCGAGGUAACUGGAGAGUGUGUGUGUGUGUGAGUGAUAGGGGUUCAGAGCGUCUACGAGGACGUAGCACGAGACACCAACAGGUCAGAGGGCAGGGGUUAAGGGUCAAGAGGGGUUUUGAAUGGAGUCAUAGCGACUGCUAGUGAUAUGUCACUUGUCAUAUGUCAUUAGUAAAACUCAUAGCCGCUAGUCAUGUCACCAGAAACUCUAGACCCACUCCAAUUCGCAUACUGCCCCAACAAAUCCACAGAUGAUGCAAUCUCUAUUGCACUCCACACUGCCCUUUCCCACCUGGACAAGAGGAACACCUAUGUAAGAAUACUGAUCAUUGACUACAGCUCAGCGGUCAACACCAUAGUCCCCUCCAAGCUCAUCACUAAGCUAAGGACCCUGGGACUGAACACCUCCCUCUUCAACUGGAUCCUGGACUUCCUGCCGCCCCCAGGUGAUGAGGGCAGGCAACAACACAUCUGCCACGCUGACCCUCAACACCAGGGCCCCUCAGGGGUGCGUGCUUAGUCCCCUCCUGUACUCCCUGUUCACCCACGACUGUGUGGCCAAGCACGACUCCGACAACACAACGGUGGUAGGCCUGAUCACAGACAACGAUGAGACAGCCUAUAGGGAGGAGGCCAGUGACCUGGCAGUGUGGUGCCAUGACAACAACCUUUCCCUCAACGUCAGUAAGACAAAGGAGCUGAUCGUGGACUACAGGAAUCGGAGGGCCGAGCACGCACCUAUCCACAUCGACAGGGCUGUAGUGGAGCGGGUCGAGAGCUUCAAGUUCCUCUGUGCCGAGCUUCCUGCCAUCCAGGACCUCUAUACCAGGCGGUGUCAGAGUAAGACCCUAUAAAUGGUCAAAGACUCCAGCCACCCAAGUCAUGGACUGUCCUCUCUGCUACCGCACGGCAAGCGGUACCGAUGCACCAAGUCUGGAACCAACAGAACCCUGAACGGCUUCUACCCCCAGGCCAUAAGACUGCUAAAUAGUUAGUCCGGGUAGCUUUUGGUUAGCUAUUUAACUAUCUGCAUUGACCCUUUUUGCACCAACUCUUUUGACUCGUCACAUACACUGCUGUUACCGUUUAUUAUCUAUCCUGUUGCCUAGUUACUGUCUCUGCUACUAUCUAUUAUAUAUCACUUUACCCCUCCCUAUAUGUAGUACAUAUCUACCUCCAUUACCUCGUACCACUGCACAUCAACUCAGUACUGGUACAGUACUCAGUACUGUAUAUAGCCAAGUUAUCGUUACUAAUUGUGUAUUUAUUCCUCGUGUUAUUAACUUUCUGUUAUUUCUCCUGUUCUCUCUGUGUUGUUGGGGGGGGAAGGACCCGUCAGUAAGCAUUUCACUGUUAGUCUACACCUGUUGUUUGCCAAGCAGGUCACAAAUACAAUUGUAUUUGAUCUAAAGGGCAGAGACCCGGGGUUUGAAUGGAGUCAUAGCUACUAAUCAUAUGUUAGUGUUAGUCACGACUCAUAUGUCACUCAUAUGUCAGUAGUCUUAGUCAUAGCCACUGGUCCCGUGUAGCUCAGUUGGUAGUGCAUGGUGCUUUCAACGCCAGGGGUUGUGGGUUCGAUUCCCACGGGGGGACCAGUACGGGGGGGGGGGGAAAAAGUAUGAAAAUGUUUACACUCACGACUAACUCGCACUGAAUAAGAGCGUCUGCUAAAUGACUAAAAUGGGUCAUGUAAAUGUUAGUCAUAGCCACUGGUUAUACUGUGUAAUUCGGAAAGUAUUCAGACCCUUUACUUUUUCCACAUUUUGUUACGUUACAGCCUUUUCUAAAAUGGAUUCAAUAGUUUUUUCCCCCUUCAUCAAGCUACACACAAUACCCCAUAAUCAUAAAGCAAAAAUAGGUUUUUAGAAAUGUUUGCAAAUUUACAAAAAAUGUAAAACUGAUAUCACAUUUUACAUAAGUAUUCAGACCCUUUACUCAGUACAUUGUAGUGUGUAAUGUGUGUGUCUUUUACAAGCUCACUGUGUAAUAUUUGUGUGUGUGUUUCCAGAGGUCACACGGUGAGGGCGGUGUGUGAGUCGUUCCACUUCUCUAAAGACGCAGGUUUCAAGGUGGUCUCCCACAUGAUGCCUGACCUCCCUAACGUUGGUAUGGAGAGGGACGUGGAGCAGUUCAUAGUGAGUAACACACUCUCACACACACACACACACACACACACACACACACACACACACACACACACACACAGAGGGACGUGGAGCAGUUCAUAGUGAGUAACACACACACACACACACACACACACACACACACAGCGGGACGUGGAGCAGUAUCUACACUGAGUGUACAAAACAUUAAGAACACCUGCUCUUUCCAUGACAUAGACUGACCAGGUGAAUCCAGGUGAAAGCUAUGAUCCCUUAUUGAUCAUAGUCACUUGUUAAAUCCACCUCAAUCAGUGUAGAUGAAGGGGAGGAGACAGGUUAAAGGAGGAUUUUUAAGCCUUGAGACAAUUGAGACAUGGAUUGUGUAUGUGUGUCAUUCAGAGGGUGAACGGGCAAGACAAAAUAUUGAAGUGCCUUUGAACAGGGUAUGGUAGUAGUUGCCAGGCGCACUGGUUUGGUGUGUCAAGAACUGCAACGCUGCUGGGUUUAUCAAGAAUGGCCCACCACCUAAAGGACAUCCAGCCAACUUGACACAACUGUGGGAAGCAUUGGAGUCAACAUGGGCCAGCAUCCCUGUGGAACGCUUUCGACACCUUGUAGAGUCCAUGCCCCAGACAAAUUGAGGCUGUUCUGAGGGCAAAAGGGGGAAGUGCAACUUAAUAUUAGGAAGGUGUUCCUAAUGUUUUAGAAUACUCAGUGCCAAGCGUUUUACACGAGAGGAUAAAUUCUAUGAAAUGUGUUUGUAGUUUGUCAGGAUUUGUUAAGAUCUAAACCUAUUUUGCACAAAUAUACUGUACUUUUAUAUUUGAGCAGAAUGUUGCCAAGUCCAACUAACCUCUCCUACAUUGGUCUGGCCCUGAUUUUGAAAGAGCUCCAUUUUUUUAAAUGUGUGGUAGCUAAUUGUUCCACAGCAUGCUGACUGGACCCAGCCCACUGCCGUGGUUCUCCAUCUCCAUCUCCGUCCCAAAUGGCGCCCUGCCAGCCAGUCAGCCUGUGGUGGCUCAUAGCUUCCCAUUACAGAGAAGAGUCUAUUACAGUGAUUUUUAA